GAGAGAGAGGAAGCGUCAUUCCUACAACUCGAGCUCCGGAGAAGACGCUCGUGUUAUCUUCGGCUCUGAUCGCUCUUCUGGAAUUCUUUUCUCCGCUUUUGCCCGAUUUGGAGGCGCAUCGUAACACGGACAACGCUCUACUCCUCAGCCGGAUGCAGCGCUUGGUUCACCUGGUGAAGUAAAGAGUGAGAUAAAGGAGGGAGAAUGUCUCAGAGCCCUGUUGGCUGCGCUCACUCCUCGCUCAGAUCGUGUAACAGUGUGUUUAUGGUAAGUUCUGCCUGAACGACAAAGUUGUGUGUUCCAGUUUUGUGGGAUUGCGCAAUUUCCUGCGCAGUAGCGCAACUGUGGCAGCGUAGCGGCAGCUUUGGAGCUUCGCGGUUCUCUCCAGUGGAAUACCGAGGCACUUUUUGGGGGGAGCCGUUUUUUUUUCGACACCAUGUUCGUGGUCCGUGGAUAAAACGUCGUGCGAAGGUACUGUGGUGGUGUUUUCAUCUCUGUUUCAGCCGUUUCGCCCUCAGUUUCAGUGUGGAAGAAAAGCGCCUUUGAGAGAAACGGUUAUGCGAGCAACAAGCUACGCAGCUAUGCUGCUUUUAGUCGCUCGCGCGCACAUUCCGAGCGAGUAGCCGCUCUUUUAAACCUCUUCUAUUGAUUUAUACAUAUUCUUUAAUCAAAUUACCCACUUUUCCUCACGAAAAUGGCACUUGGCUUUACUCUGACCUCUUCCAACUUUGUUCACCUGAAAGUGUGAACAAAAUCCUUCGCCCAGUUUUGUUUGUUUGUUUUUUUUCCUCCCCUCCUCAAUUCGAAGGGUGGCGCGGGAGACCAUGGCUAGGCGCGCGCUCGCCCACCGGUCGCCGGGUUGCUUCUGCUUCCCGUGGAGGCUGCUCUGGAUGCUGAAGGCGCUGCUGCUGGCCGUGGCUGCGGCGCAGGAGACGUACGCGCCGCACUCCAUCCGGAUCGAGGGCGACCUGACGCUGGGCGGCCUCUUCCCCGUGCACGCGCGCGGCGUGGCGGGUGAGCCGUGCGGCGACGUGAAGAAGGAGAACGGCAUCCACCGGCUGGAGGCCAUGCUCUACGCGCUCGACCAGAUCAACGGCGACGACGAGCUGCUUCCCAACAUCACGCUUGGCGCGCGCGUGCUAGACACGUGCUCGCGCGACACGCACGCGCUCGAGCAGUCGCUCACCUUCGUGCAGGCCCUCAUCCAGAAGGACACGUCGGACGUGCGCUGCACCAACGGCGAGCCGCCCGUCUUCGUCAAGCCCGAGAAGGUGGUCGGGGUCAUCGGGGCCUCGGCCAGCUCCGUGUCCAUCAUGGUGGCCAACAUCCUGCGCCUGUUCCAGAUUCCUCAGAUCAGCUACGCCUCCACAGCACCGGAGCUGAGCGACGACCGCCGCUACGACUUCUUUUCACGUGUGGUGCCUCCCGACUCAUUUCAGGCCCAGGCCAUGGUGGACAUUGUUAAGGCCAUGGGCUGGAACUAUGUAUCCACUGUGGCAUCAGAAGGGAGCUACGGCGAGAAAGGAGUGGAAGCCUUCAUGCAGCUCUCUCGGGAAGCAGGUGGAAUAUGCAUUGCCCAGUCCCUGAAAAUCCCACACGACCACAAGCAAGCCGAUUUUGACAAGAUCAUUCAGAUGCUGCUUGACACACGUCCGGCACGAGCAGUGAUUAUGUUCGCUUAUGAUGAAGAUAUUCGGGAGAUUCUGAACGCCAGUAAAAGAGCAGAUCAAGUGGGCCACUUCGUGUGGAUUGGGUCAGACAGCUGGGGAGCAAAAAACAGCCCCAUUCAUGGAAUAGAGGAUGCAGCAGUGGGAGCCAUCACCAUCCUACCAAAAAGAGCCACAAUAGCCGGGUUUGAUGCCUACUUCACCUCCCGCACGCUGGAGAACAACAGGAGAAACGUGUGGUUUGCUGAGUUCUGGGAGGAGAACUUCAACUGCAAGCUAAUGAGCUCCUCCAAGAAAGAAGACACCAGUAGAAAAUGUACAGGCCAGGAGCGGAUAGGGACGGACUCCAAGUACGAGCAGGAGGGGAAGGUGCAGUUUGUGAUCGACGCUGUGUACGCCAUGGCCCACGCGCUGCACAACAUGCAGAAAGACCUGUGUCCAGAGCACUCGGGCAUGUGCCCAGAGAUGGAAGUGGCCGGCGGAAAGAAGCUGCUCAAGUACAUCCGCAACGUCAACUUUAACGGGAGUGCUGGAACAUCUGUGACUUUCAAUCAUAAUGGAGAUGCUCCGGGACGCUACGACUUGUUCCAGUACCAGAUGAACAAUAACAGCUCUCCGGGGUACAAAGUAAUUGGGCAGUGGACGGAAACGCUCCAGCUCAAUAUCGAGGACAUGCAGUGGCCCAAUGGCGAAGUGGAUAUCCCCAGUUCAGUCUGCAGCCAGCCCUGCAAGACGGGUCAGCGGAAGAAGAUGGUGAAGGGCAUGCCCUGCUGCUGGCACUGUGAGUCGUGUGAUGGCUACCAGUAUCAAUACGACGAGACCACCUGCAAGCUAUGCGCCUACAACAUGCGGCCCAACCCAAACCGCACUGGCUGCCAGCCCAUCCCCAUCGUCAAGCUGGAGUGGCACUCGCCUUGGGCCGUCAUCCCUGUCUUCUUGGCCAUGCUGGGCAUCAUCGCCACCAUCUUCGUCAUGGCCACGUUCAUACGCUACAACGACACACCUAUCGUCCGAGCUUCGGGCAGGGAGCUCAGCUACGUCCUGCUGACCGGAAUCUUCCUCUGCUACAUCAUCACCUUCGUCAUGAUUGCCAAGCCCGACGUGGCCGUGUGUUCCUUCAGACGUAUCUUCCUGGGGUUGGGCAUGUGCAUUAGCUAUGCCGCCUUGCUAACCAAGACGAAUCGAAUUUACCGGAUUUUCGAGGAGGGUAAGAAGUCGGUGACUCCGCCUAGACUGAUCAGCCCUACCUCGCAGCUAGCCAUAACAUCGAGCCUCAUUUCCGUGCAGCUCCUUGGGGUCUUCAUAUGGUUCGGGGUGGACCCUCCCAACACCAUCAUCGAUUACGAUGAGCAGAAGACCAUUGACCCAGAAAAGGCUAGGGGGGUGCUCAAGUGUGACAUUACAGACCUGCAGAUCAUUUGUUCGCUGGGAUACAGUAUUCUGCUGAUGGUUACAUGUACGGUUUAUGCUAUCAAGACACGAGGAGUUCCUGAGAAUUUCAACGAGGCCAAGCCCAUUGGCUUCACCAUGUACACCACCUGCAUCGUGUGGCUGGCCUUCAUUCCUAUAUUCUUUGGAACGGCUCAGUCUGCAGAAAAGCUGUACAUCCAGACCACCACACUGACCAUCUCCAUGAACCUGAGUGCGUCGGUGGCGCUGGGCAUGCUCUACAUGCCAAAGGUCUACGUCAUCAUCUUCCACCCGGAGCUUAAUGUGCAGAAGCGCAAGCGCAGCUUCAAAGCUGUGGUGACGGCUGCCACCAUGUCGUCACGCCUCUCGCACAAGCCCAGUGACCGGCCCAACGGCGAGGCCAAGACCGAACUGUGUGAAAAUGUGGACCCCAACAGCUAAUUCUCAUAAUUUAUCAGGUCCAGCUGCGAAGAAGAAGUAUGUGAGCUACAAUGACCUUGUGAUCUAAAGGACCUCCAUCAAAGGAGGGAAGUAAUCAGUGAGAGAUGCUUGGUCUUUUGCCGUUCUUAUUUUUUCUUUUUUUUGGGCAAAAGGAGAAAUGGGAGGAGGAAGAAGGCUUUUAUGUCCCUUUGGUGUUGUGCCCACUCACAUCCAAGGUCCUGGACAGUGAUUGGGUCCGUGGCUGUACUGUAUCUACACUCGAGGAUAUCGGUUGAUAUUUUAAUAUGUCCUUGGAUAUGAGCCAGAAGAAGACAAAAAAAUAGAUAAAUAAAUAAACAAACAACAUGGCGAGAAAAAACAUCAACAGAAUCAAGAUGUUCCAAAAGAAAAAAAACAACAAAAAAUAAAAAAAACAGAAAUGUUCUUUUGUUUGGGGUUUGUUUUGUUCUAUUUUUCCCAACAGAGGAAAAACACUGGACAAAACAUAAUGGACAGGACGGUAGUCAAAACUGGCACAGAUUUCAGCUCCUGGCCCUGUAAAGACCUUUUCUCAAGGCGUUUUGCUCUGAUAAUCUUCAAAAAGAGAAACUUUCUUCAGGGUCUGUCUCUGAGGGCGAUGGCACAGCAAAAGGAUCACAGGGCCCGGGGAGGCCAAACUCUUGUCUUUACAUGUACUUCCAAACUGCAAGUUUUCCAGACUUCCCCGUGCGAGUUUGUGUGGUUCUUUAGCAUUCCUGUUACCUUUGCUGUUGGACUUUUUACAUUUUCCGUUGGGAGAUUUUUUUUUUUUUGUUAUUUCUCUUCUUUUUUCCUUGCCUCUUGGAUGCACAUUAUAUUAAAGCCAUAUUCUUGUCUUUGAGAUGUCAACCCUGUUACCAAAUUCUUUUUUCUUUCGUUUUUUGCGCUCUUUUUUUUUUUCCUUCUCCUGAUUCAUACGAGCAUCCACUUCAAAUUCGAUAUACCUUUUACGGAAAGUCGUCGCAUCGUGAGGGUUUGUAGAGCAUCGACUGUGUUUUCAGUGACUUUGAGAGAAUUUGUGAUGUUUGAGAUCUAAAAUUCCAGACUGACAAUGUUCCAUUUUUUUUUCUUCAAGAGGUGUUCGCGUAGCAGUUGUCAAUGCAUGCCUGAUAUGUUCGAUGUUAAAGUAAACUAAAUAUGUCACCUGAAGAAGGCUAUUAUUUUGGCCUGUUUUCAAAAAAUUCACUUUCAUUGAUUUUUGUUUUACUUUUUUCUUCAAUCCUUUCUCAAACAUCCACACACUCAAGGCAGAAUAUGGCUUUAAUUUGUUUCGGAAUUUCUAACUGCCCCGCAACGUAUGGAGAAAUUGUGGAGAAAACAACAAAAAAAGAUGAAUAUGAGUAUAUAUUUCAAAAAAUGAAAGAAAAAAAAAGAUUUAAAAUGAAAUAAAAAGCAUGUAUGUUUUAUACUGUUUGUACUAAGUAUAUUCAUGUUGCCCUGCUGCUUAUGUGCCAAUAUUGUGGGAGACAUUUACGUUUGGCCACUCAUGCAACUAUACUGUGGUGUUGUCCAAGAAUGUAUCGAUGAAAUAAAACCAUUUGGUUAUUUUUAUUUUUUAAUUCCCAAAAAAA
Pygocentrus nattereri (red-bellied piranha) is the source of this 5107-nucleotide messenger RNA. RefSeq names its product metabotropic glutamate receptor 7 (gene grm7). Gene Ontology annotation, biological process: regulation of synaptic transmission, glutamatergic; G protein-coupled glutamate receptor signaling pathway. The transcript has 11 exons. The record is from RefSeq and is a predicted model, not a curated record. Lineage: Eukaryota; Metazoa; Chordata; Actinopteri; Characiformes; Serrasalmidae. Gene Ontology annotation, molecular function: group III metabotropic glutamate receptor activity. Gene Ontology annotation, cellular component: membrane. Bases 825 to 3518 code for a protein of 897 amino acids.